This is a messenger RNA of Manis javanica (Malayan pangolin), 1481 nucleotides long. Lineage: Eukaryota; Metazoa; Chordata; Mammalia; Pholidota; Manidae. The record is from RefSeq and is a predicted model, not a curated record.
GAGUUGCAGACCAUGUCGCAUCCGUUGUCAGGAGCAGCGUCUGGCGACACAGCGAGUGUUGAGGAAGGAAUGAGCCAGUCCGAGGCCAGGACAGAGUGAGCUCUGCGGGACGACAGGGGCACCAGAGAGGCUUCAAGCACCAGAGAUGGUGAGCUGAGGGGCACGGCCCCCCCCACCAACAGGUGCUUCCAGGCAGGCUGGAGCAGAGGGCAUCAAGGUGGACUGGCCCAGAGGGUCCAUGGCAAGGGGGUCUCCAUGGCCCAGGGCAGGCCCAGGGUGGCAAUAUCAGGACUGUGACAGCCCAGGAAGAAAGACCAGCCGCUGUAAGGAGCAGCCCUGCCCAGCAGGGGCCCGGCGCCCAGCCAGCUUUGCCAUCACUCAGUCUGUUCUCAGGCCAUUGUCCUGUCCCACGUCUCAGGAGCCCAGCAAUGGACCCCCAGGUCCAUUUCCUAAGAGUGGAGAUGCCGUCUUGCUGACCACAGACGCUGCCUUGGGUGACAUGCACAGGAGCACCAUCCUUGUUCCCUCUCCCAUCCUGGUCUGGGACCUGUCCCGUUACGCCCACUCCUCCCCUCUGACGCACCAAGACCCCCGGCUUAGGAGUGCACAGCAGCCCUGCCAACUGGGUCCCUUGAGGGUGGUGUCCCGGGCAGCAUGGGUGCUGGGGUGCACAUGCUUCGCUGGCCUGCAGCGGGCGGAUCAGGAGAGCUCUGGGCACAAGCUGGUCUGCGCCUCCCCCCCAUCCUCCGCCUUCCAUGCUCCCCUCUUCACACCAGCCUGCAGGUGCUUCCCUGACCUCAGCAUCACCUCAGGGUCCUGUGCCAAGUCCCUCCUCCCUCGGGGUCCUUCCUGGCAGCAUCAGCUCCGGCCCUGCAGGGCCGUGGGCUUCUCCCACUGCCCUGCCCAUAGUGGUCAGGCAUCACCCACUGCUCACUCCUGAGGAUGUCCAGACCCUCCAGCCCAAAGCCGGCCCCAUGGCCCUGGGCUCCCCUGGAGCACAGCCCCACCCCACAGGCCUGGGCACCCUGUCUCCCCCAUCCACUGAGUCCCGGAGAUCCUGCCUCUUAUACCUCUCUGCCUCCCAGGAGGUGGCCUCUUCUGCCUGUCCUCCACCCUGUAGAGAUCUUUCUAGAAUGAAGUCCUAACCACAUUCAAUGCUGGGCCACCCACUUGGGGGGAGUCACCAGGUUCCACCUCCCUGCAGUUGUGCGGACACUGGGCCUUCAUCAGGGGACACCGGGUCAGCUGGGCCGCCCACCUUCUCCCCUCUUCAGAGGGGCGUGCAGCCACCAGCCUGUGGGUUUGGCCUGGUUUGCACAGCCUCUUACUUCACUCAUGCACUCACUGGACAUGUAGCCAGCACGGGAGCCCAUGAGCCUGCGCAGCAACUGCAGCAUGCCCCAACCCCACGUAGGCUUCCUGCUCCCGCCCCGAUGGCCACUGCUUGGCCCCCACCUAGAAUCACUGUCUGGAUUCUUGUG